CGCAGCCCAACAGACCCGAAUUCGUCACGGUCCAGAUCGGUCGUCGUCGGCUACUGCCCGUUGGUCAGCCUGUUCGCCGCCGACGUCGCCGCUGCUGACUCCGAUUCGUCACCCGUGUCCACCACAGACGCUCGGCGCUGCUGCGUCGUCGCUGCUGCGUCGUCGCUGCUGUGCAGUCGAAGCCACUGCAAAGCAAUUCCGCCGUUCAAUUCUAGAUGGAUCAAGUUAAAGAUGGAGAAAUCACAAGACCGGAGGCAUCCGAACGGAAGCACCUCCCCCGGCAUGCCCCGGAGAAAGGCGCCAACACCGCGAACGUCGAUCUAUCAGAAAAGAGAAGCAAAGGAGCUAAAGAAAGAGGCGGAGGGCGGUUUGGUUAGGUUUUUGCCGCGUAGCAUGAGCAAGACGGAGGAGGGGCCGAGGAGAAAGCGGUCAGCGUCGACUUCUCCUUCUGCGUGGGCCUUGUCGCCCGGCAGAUCGCUUUCUUCCCCGUCUCCGGAGCCCGAGAAGCUAGCGAAACGGGAAGCGAGAAGCGGUGUGAGUGGGGUUUUGAAGUACUUCAGGCAGAAGAAGGUUUCACCUUUAUUGGAAGAAGAGUACCAUCAGUACCGCCUGAUGUACAACAGGCUGUUGCAGUGGAGAUUUGCGAAUGCUCGGGCUGAAUCUUCCAUGGCUAACGUCAACAGAGCGGCUCAGGGAAAGUUGUUGAAUGGGUUGAUAAAAAUUUCAAUGAGGAGAAAGUUGAGAACAGAGAAACGAUGUGAAAUUGAGAAGCUGAAACAAGGAAUAAAGUUAGUGCAGAUAUUGAGGUCGGAAAUGGGAAUGCUGAAUGAAUGGUGUAGAAUUGAGGGUAGGAAUAUGGAGGCUGUUGGAAGAGUUGUCAGAAAACUAUCCGCCAUUUCACUUUGCGUUCCUCUUGUCCAAGACGCACAGGCAGAUGUGAUGGCCUUCUAUGACGCUAUAUCCACCGCCACUCAAGUCAUGGGAUAUAUCGAAGAAAGUAUCAUGGAUAUGUACUGCCAGGUAGAGAAGACGUGUUUUCUAGUAACGGAGCUGUCGGUGAUGCUCAAGCAGUACAAACAAUUAUUCCAAGAACUGGAAAACCCAGUUUUACUCGUUGCAUCACUUGAGGUACGCCGUUGCCAAUGUACGUUUUCUUUUCUUUUCAUUUCUUUUCUUCUCUUCUGCUCCGAAUAUGAAGAGAUAACAUUGAGUACUAGCAUAGUUGCUGGUCGUGGGGCCUCUAAUGAGAGGUUGUACACCAAGAUGUCGUCAAAGAAGACGAUCACAAAUUCACUCAGUGAAAUAUGUGGUUCAUGGCAGGUUGGAAAGAGGAUGGCGCAUUUGUGA
This is a messenger RNA of Salvia splendens (bonfire salvia), 1347 nucleotides long. Its product is annotated as QWRF motif-containing protein 7-like. Gene Ontology annotation, molecular function: microtubule binding. Gene Ontology annotation, biological process: spindle assembly. Gene Ontology annotation, cellular component: nuclear microtubule; cytoplasm. The record is from RefSeq and is a predicted model, not a curated record. NCBI's taxonomy places the organism in Eukaryota, Viridiplantae, Streptophyta, Magnoliopsida, Lamiales, Lamiaceae. The transcript has 8 exons. The annotation marks the transcript as partial.